GUUGUCAAUAGCAUUGUUGUCAUGUUGUGUCUUUUCUACCUUUUUAUACUCUUUGGUCUUUUCUUAAAAAACAAACACUUCGUAAAAGAAUUUAAUUUACAUUACUAAAUUUUAAACAAGAUUUGUUUUAUUAUUUUAUUAGUUACUUAAAAUAGUUACACUGGCUUCCGAAAAUUACCCUAAGAAAAUGCUCGAUGGGUGGUACUGUCGCUCUAUAGCAAAUAUGCAGGCUAACGAAGCGGCCAGUGCUAGCAAUAGUGUUAGUGCUGAUCCUUCACUUAGCCGCGACUCACGGAAAGACUAUUCUAGUGACAGCAGCAGUGAUCCUGAACUAGAACCUAAUUAUAAAGCACAAUAUUUAACACUCAAGAAAAAACUGAAGUAUCUUAUUUAUGAAAACGAGUGUUUCCAGGAUGCAUUAAGAUGCAGUCAGAAACGACUAUUAAAAAUUUCUCGUGAUCGAAGCUUUCUUUUAGAUAGACUUUUACAGUAUGAGAAGCAUGACAGUUCAACUUCGGACAGUGAAGACACAGAGUCCUCAGAUGAUGCUACUUAUCAUGCAGAGGCUUUGAAAAGGAAAAAGAUGGAUACUGGUGCAGGUCAACAAGCCCUGUCCACACCGUCAUCGCUCAAUAAAGGUCUCAAUAAUACUAUGAAAAGGAAAAGAGCUGUUGUCCCUAAAAAAACACCAAAUCCUAAUAAUCCUCAUCAAGCUAGUGCUGCAAUGAUGGCGAAAGCUUCGCCAGCGCUAGGAUUCAGCUUAUCGGCCAGCGACGGCCACAUGACUCCCGAGGAGGUAGAACGUCAUCUCCAAUCACGACAAUCGUACCUCGAACUUUUGCCUGAGCGUGCGCCGCCCACUGUACCUACAGAGAUGUUUAGCAAUGACCCUUCACUAGACAGUGAAUCUAAUGAUGUCUUGGAAAAUUCUCCCAAUGUUGAAGAAUGGUUUGAUUAACAGUGUAUGUACACCACUUCGGUGAAGAUACCCCAAAGUAAUUCAUAUUGUGUAGUUGUAAGACAGACUUUUGUCUUUAGACUUAGUUGUAGACGAAUAUUUCCUUUAAUAAAAAAACUUAAAAGUGUAAGUGACCUUUUAUACAAUUUUUCUAAACAUAUUCUUCAAAAAUUAAUAUUUUUUAAGAACUUUGCAAAAGGAGUGUACUUAUAGUACCUAUGUAGGUUGUAGAAAUAAUUGAUUGUUUGACAAAAAAUUUAAUGUUGUAAAAUAUAGCAGUUAAAUUAUUAUAAAUUAUUGUACAAUAAACCCAUUUAUAUUGUCAUUGUAGUGUAGUGUCAGUGGGUACAAAAAAUAGCAAAUAUAAUUAAUUACCUUUAUGUCAAGCUGUGAAUUUCGUAAUAGAAAGGACGAAAAAAAGAGCGUAUGAAAUAUGUACUGGUUAAAUAUUUAUUUCAGACAAUUAUUAAUAAGAUACAAUAUGAUUUCAAAGCGCAAGAUCAAACAAUAUUUUUGAACAAUCACUUUCAAAAUUUUCAUGCCAUAAUAUUAUACACAAGUGUAAUAAUCACACAUUUCAUGUUAUAUACGAUGUAUCCGAUAAGCAUUUAUACUCUUAUUUUAAUUCACAAUAUACAUACAAUAUGUAAUAUUUUAUUAAAUAUUGUAAAUACAUAACUUUUUAAACAUA
Molecule: messenger RNA, 1649 nt
Organism: Melitaea cinxia (Glanville fritillary)
Lineage: Eukaryota; Metazoa; Arthropoda; Insecta; Lepidoptera; Nymphalidae
Product: INO80 complex subunit E
Exons: 6
Coding region: 188-958 (256 amino acids)
Biological process (GO): chromatin remodeling
Cellular component (GO): Ino80 complex; nucleus
Source: RefSeq, a predicted model, not a curated record